AAGUUGCGCUUUUGAGGUAGUUGAGGUGCUGGAGGAAGGACGCAAGCCCACCCGGCUGAUGGUGGAGGCGCGUCGGGACUCGGGUUACCGCGCAGAGGCUGGCAGCCAAAAAGUUGCCGCAUCGAGGUGCAGCGAGCCUGCUCUCAACCACGACCUCCGCAACCGUCUCGAUGGCGCUCUCAACACCCGCAUUUUCCCUCUCGCAGGAUGCCACACACGUCUUUGUAGACGUGCGGCCUGCGGAAGACGCCGACCUGAGCUCGCUUGGAUCGCCGCGCGCCGUGGCCGAGGGCGUGACCUUUGGCCUGAUCUGGGGCCAGAGCUACCUGCCGCUCGUACUGCCGCACGCCGUGCAUGCCAACCCGACUUGCUUACUUGAUGAAGAGGGCCGAAAGGCUCGCAUCGCUCUGCGCAAGGUGCAGCCUGGCCUGCAAUGGGCGGAUCUCGAUGCUCUGCAGCCGCAGAUCCUGCCUGAGGCAAGCGCAGCCGAUGAGCCCAUGACUGCAGCUGGCGACGGCUCGCAGCCACAGGCGCCAGAGUCAGUCGCGAGAGAGAUGCUUGCGCAGGCUGUGGGCCGCGAGAAUGCUGCGCGCGGACAGCGCGGUCAAGGACGCAUCAUCGAACUCGAUGCCGCGCCUGUCGACGGAGAGGAAGACAAGCCAUCGGGCUCAGACGUUUCGCUGCUCCGGUCACCACGAGUGCCUACAUCACUGGCUACUCAGGUGCACGAAGCACCGCGCGAGGAGGCUGACGCGGACAGCGACGUGGAGUGGGCGCAUCGGCAUGCCAUCGCUGAGGACCGCGAGAAUGCUGCGUUCGACGAGGGCUGGUACCUAGACAAUCACGUCGAUGAGAAUCAGGAGAUUCUCGAGCUGCUGGACUGGAAGCCGCGUCUGGUCGACCAGGCAGCGCCGUCAGCAGGAGAAGAAGGCGCGCUCCGGCCCGAGCACCUGCUCCUCGUCGAGCUGCUCUUCGCCGCCGCGUACGAAGCACGGACUACACAAGGCGAGGCGACUGUCGAGAGCGGCUGGACGAUCGCCUCACUCUGCCGCUCGCUCGUUGUCUCCGCGCUGCCGCGCGCAGACACCACGCUCGCACAGACUCUGCGAGCCUCCUACCGACGAGCGCUGGUCCGUCCGCUGUAUCGCUCGUGGCGUCUGUGCGAUCAGGCCGCUCAAGACGUCGCACAUGUGCUCCAAGGAGGACGCAGCAGUGCUGCUCAGCACCUCGACAGCGUCGCCGAUAUGCUGCGCGAAGGCGCAGACGCGGCCCUGCCUCUGUAUGCGCGCGACACUGUCGAGCCGCUCAGCAGGUGGCUGCAGCACCACCCCGACGCGAGCGACGCGAGACUUGCACAGCUGGCAAGUCAGUAUCUCGCAGCGCAAGCAGCGCAGACAAAGAGAAGCGUCGGCGGCGACUGGGACCUCGAGGAGCUCGAGCAGGCCGCGCAGGCGGUGCUCGACGAGGAGGCGGGCAUGCAGCAAUGA
Messenger RNA from Tilletiopsis washingtonensis, 1487 nucleotides. RefSeq lists its product as hypothetical. The transcript has 4 exons. Gene Ontology annotation, cellular component: cytoplasm; nucleoplasm. The record is from RefSeq and is a predicted model, not a curated record. The coding region runs from base 171 to 1487 and encodes 438 amino acids. Gene Ontology annotation, biological process: box H/ACA snoRNP assembly. Lineage: Eukaryota; Fungi; Basidiomycota; Exobasidiomycetes; Entylomatales.